Wyeomyia smithii (pitcher-plant mosquito) is the source of this 1554-nucleotide messenger RNA. RefSeq lists its product as uncharacterized. The transcript has 4 exons. The coding region runs from base 1 to 1554 and encodes 517 amino acids. NCBI's taxonomy places the organism in Eukaryota, Metazoa, Arthropoda, Insecta, Diptera, Culicidae. The record is from RefSeq and is a predicted model, not a curated record.
AUGGUCCGGCAAAAUCUGCAUGCACCCUCUGGAACGGUUCAGUUGCUGGUUCCCAAGGGUGAGGUAAAACUUUCGUCGGCUCUGAUCGAAUGGAUUGACACUCCGCACAGUUUGAUAUCAGUUGCUCAAUCUCUCGAUCUAUCCCCAUCCACCAGCAGGCACCUCAGGCAAGAGAUUUGCACUAGAGACAUCGCCCCCCGGUUAACCUAUGCUCCGGAACCACUGGUUAAAUCAAUUACUCACCACCCGGCUCUUAGCCUCACAUUCGACAAGCUGAGUAGCAUCGACUAUCACGAGCCAGAAGAUCAGUUUCGUUACGACUUCAAGCGAGCAGACUACGAGGGACUGUUACGAGAACUGCAUAAUGUCGACUGGGUAAAUAGUCUUAAUCCCACCAAUGUUGAUAUGGCGCGGAAAGAAGCGGGACUGCCGCCAGUGAUGGAAUUAGCUACCGAAAAAGCAGAUAAUCUGGCUGAUAUUUGCAGACUAUUUGCUGCAAAAUUCUCGAGUGUUUUUUGCGAUGAAUCUCUUAGCACUAGUCAGAUAUUCGCUGCCGCCAACAAAGUCGCCUUUUCUAGCAGCUCCAUCGCCUCGAUUAAUAUUGACGAUCGCGCCAUUUCUGCUGCUGUCACUAAGUUGAAGCAUUCAAACUCACCUGGCCCUGACGGGAUCCCCGCCACAUUACUAAAGAAAUGCAUUUCCGGACUGUUAACUCCUCUUACGCAUCUGUUUCGCCUAUCUAUAGCCUUAGGAAGUUUCCCCUCUGCUUGGAAACAGGCGUUUAUGUUUCCGGUUCAUAAGAAAGGCGAUCGAAGCAACAUAGCCAGCUACAGAGGAAUAUCUGCAUUGUGUGCUACAUCCAAACUGUUCGAGAUAGUGGACAUGGAACCAAUAUAUUCUCAUUGCCAGAACGUCAUCGCGGAGGAGCAACAUGGAUUCCUUCCCAAACGUUCCUGUGCGACGAACUUAAUCUGUUUUACGGGAUAUGUCAUCGAUGGCUUCGUUGAGCGAGCUCAAACCGACGCGAUCUACACCGAUUUAUCCGCUGCGUUUGACAAAAUUAAUCAUCGUAUCGCCAUUGCGAAACUGGAUCGGAAGAAUAAUCCUCUGCACUUCGAGUACAAUCUGACUGGUGUUCAAUUACAGCGUGUCGACCAUGUGAAAGAUCUCGGAAUUAUUCUCGAUACUAAGAUCACCUUUAAGCAACAUGUCUCAUUUAUCAUCGCGAAAGCCUCCAGGCAGUUGGGACUGAUUAUUCGAAUGACACGCGACUUCAGAAACAUCCACUGCCUGGUAUCUCUGUACAAUUCAUUGGUUCGGUCCUGUCUGGAAUACUGCUGUCCAGUCUGGGUUCCAUACUAUAACAACUCUAUUCACCGAAUCGAAAGCAUCCAGCGUCGAUUCACUCGCUUUGCGCUCCGAUUGCUUCCAUGGAGGCAGCCUUUACGGAAUACUCGAUACGAGGAUCGCUGUCAGCUUCUUCAUAUCGACACGCUUCAACUACGCCGAGAAACAGCACGCACCAUGGUAGUAUCCGAUACUCUAACAGGUUGA